Messenger RNA from Mercenaria mercenaria, 13329 nucleotides. RefSeq lists its product as uncharacterized. NCBI's taxonomy places the organism in Eukaryota, Metazoa, Mollusca, Bivalvia, Venerida, Veneridae. The coding region runs from base 104 to 7819 and encodes 2571 amino acids. Gene Ontology annotation, molecular function: fatty acid synthase activity; 3-oxoacyl-[acyl-carrier-protein] synthase activity. The record is from RefSeq and is a predicted model, not a curated record. The transcript has 7 exons. Gene Ontology annotation, biological process: fatty acid biosynthetic process.
UCUUAUUCAGAUUUGGCAAUUGAAGCAAUCAAGAAUUAGCACAGAAAAUGGAUACCAGGAAUACGUAACCAGUGUUGAUAUGCCGAUGCAUAUGAAGUAAUAAAUGGAUAAAAGUGUGGGAAUGGAUGAUAUAGCCGUGAUAGGAAUGGGAUGUCGAGUUCCUGGAGCAGACAAUACUGAUGAAUUCUGGAGAGUUUUGCUCAACGGCGAAAAUCACAUAACAGACAUACCUAAGGAGAGAUGGAACAAUGACGCAUUUUACAGCAAAGAUCAGGACGAGCCGGGAAAAUCCUACGUGAGGAAAGCUGGUUUCUUAAAUGGGUAUGAUGAAUGGGACAACAAGUUGUUUGGCAUCAGUGAAAGUGAGGCUGCCAGAAUAGAUCCACAACAAAGGCUUGCACUAGAAUGUACACAUAUGGCACUGGAAGAUGCAGGAAUUACAAGAAAACAAUUAAAGGGCAGUCAGACGAGUGUUUACAUGGGCGUCAUGAACGAUGAUUAUAAAAGCCUGUAUAUGUUUGACCACGACGAGGAUACCAGUUUUUCUGCGACAGGAACGAGCUGGACGCUUAUUUCAGCAAGAGUUUCAUAUGUGUUCGACCUACGAGGACCAUCUAUGGUUGUUGAUACAGCAUGUUCUUCUUCGAUGGCGGCUAUACAUUUGGGAUCUCAGUCUAUAAGAUCUGGUGAAUGUGAGAUGGCAAUAUGCGGAGGUGUAAACUGCAUACUUAGCCCAGAUCAAUUCAUAACGCUUUGUAAAUCCAAAAUGUUAUCACCGAGCGGCCAAUGUCAGAGCUUUUGUGAUACAGCAGAUGGCUAUGGUAGAGGGGAAGGGUGUGGAGUUGUCAUUUUAAAGUCGUAUAAAAAGGCUUUAAAGGACAAGAACAAGAUAUGGGGCAUUGUUAAAACUGGAAGUAACCAAGACGGCCAAAUGGCAAAACCAAUAACGGCACCAUCCGGUGAGCAACAGGAAGAAUUACUGAAGAAAGUGUACUCUCUCUAUGACAUUGAUCCAGUUAGCCUUCAGUAUAUAGAAGCACAUGGCACCGGCACGCCGGUUGGAGACCCUACAGAAAUAAACGCAAUCGGAAGAUUUAUUCAGUCUUAUGGACUAAAGGUUCCAAAUGGCAAACAAAAUGACACAAAUAAUUGUUACAUGCUUGAAAAUGAUUUUCAAAAUUCACAGCGUAUGCGUGACAACCAGAUCGAAAAUAAUGUCACUGUCCAAAACAAAGCCAAAGAAACUAUUUUAAUUGGUUCUGUCAAAUCAAAUAUAGGUCAUCUUGAGUCCGCUGCUGGUGUAGUUUCGCUGAUUAAGGUGUUACUUAUGAUGAAUGAGAGAAAGUUUGUACCUAGUCUUCAUGUUAAGAAAGAUAAAUCAAAUGUAAACAAAAAGAUAAACCUAGAAACUUCAGGUCUUGGUAUUUGUACAGAGGUUUCUGAGUGGAAACCAGACACAAAUGGAAAACGAGUUUGCUGUGUUAACUGCUUUGGUUUUGGCGGAUCAAAUAUGCACGCUGUGGUCAUUCAGCAAGAUAUUAAAGAACAUCCGUACAACCAUGCUGACAAUCAGUAUAAAGUUGUAUGUACUUCAGGCCUGAAUAUUGCCGAUUUAAAAAUUCAGAUGCAAACCUUAAACAGAGAUCUUGCGACAGGAGGAUACAAAGCGCAAGAUAUAUCGUUUACAUCUGUUUUCCACCGGGACCACUUUCGUUACAAGACAUCUGUUUUUGGCAAAACUUUAGAAGAAAUACAGAAACAGCUCACGAUGAAGUUGUCAGAAGUUGAUAAAAUUCAAACAGAAAAACAGAUAAGAAUUAUAUUUGUUUUUUGUGGAGUAGGAACGACUUGGAAAGGAAUGUGUCGAGAGAUGAUGCAGCAAACAGUGUUCAGAGAAACCAUCGAUAGAGUUGACAAUCAGUUGAAAUCCCUCACGAGUUUGAGUAUUGCUGAGAAAUUCGUCAAUGACACCGAUUAUAAUGACCCUUUUCUCAACCAUGUUGGGUUAUUUUGUGUGCAGAUAGGAUUAUUUGAGCAAUGGAGACGUUGGGGUAUUCAACCUAAAGCAAUCAUAGGACAAUCUGUCGGAGAAGUAGCUGCGGCCUAUGGUUCUGGGGCGUUGAGUCUGGAUGACGCAAUUCAAAUUAUAUACACAAGGUCAAAGAUAUUGUCAGAGUUUACUGGAGGUAAAAUGAUUACCGCAAGAAAUAUUUCUAAAGAAACUGUGGAAAGGCUCAGCCAAAAGUACAAAAACCGUGCCAAUGUAGCUGUUUAUAACAGUCCGGUAUCAUACACGUUUUCAGGCGAUUCUGAUGCCAUCGAGCAACUUACGAUUGAUUUAGAAAAUUUGAAAAUUUUGACAAGGCCUGUAUCCGUUCCAUGUGCGUAUCACAGCCAUCAAAUGGAAGAAGCGGCAAAAUUGACCGAAAGUGAAUUAAAGAUACUGAAACCAGGCAUUAGAAUAACUGAGCAAUUAUCAACUGUAACCGGCGAACUGGCCAAAAAAAAUGAUUUUCAAACGGCAAAAUAUUGGGCCAACAACAUUCGGCAGCCAGUCCUGUUCAUGAACGCAGUCAAGCAAUCAUUAGAUGAACACGCUUUGAAUGUGUUCGUCGAAAUCGGACCCAAGCAAGUUCUUCACCAGCAUUUGCCAAACAUCGUUGAUACAACAAAGGAAUGGAUAUGUUUGCCUUCGAUGAAUGUAAACAACGAGUGCGAGAGUAUGUACACAUCACUAAACACCCUUUAUGAACUGGGAGCUAAUGUAACAUGGGAAAAUAUUAUACCUUUUGACGGAAAGCGUGUACCCUUGCCACGCUACAUUUUUCAGAAAAAAAAGAUGCUUCAUAUUCCAAGACAAAAUAAGCUUCUUUUGAAAGGUGUAAGACAAAUUAGCGGAUCUCAUAUGUACACAAGACAGAGUCAUAGGUGUGGAAAAACCUUCACAGUUCAUCUGGGCAAAGAAACGACACCGUUUGUAUAUGAUCAUUACAUGAACAAUGUGAUACUUGUUCCUGGUUCGACAUACAUUGAAGCUGCAUUUGAGAUUGGUCGUCAAGUAUCUUCAUUAUGUGUGUUUGACAUUAGUGUUUCCGUCGAGUUUUUAAACACAUGUAUACCAAAACACAAUGAGCACUGUCUUAUAGAUGUCACUGUAGAAGAAAGAGGUCUUAACAAUUAUGAAUUUUACAUGGAGAAAGACAAAAAAGUCCUCUGUAAAGGACAUAUAUGUCCUCGAACUGAAAGUGAACGACAACAGAUAAAUAUACAGGCAAUAAAAGAGCGCUGUGAAACACACAGGACAAAAGAAGAAUCCUACAGAUGCUUAGAUCACCUGCAUUUCCAAUAUGGAGAAUCUCUUAGGAUCGUAGAGCAAUCAUGGUCGUCUGCUGUUGAAUGUAUCGCUGAAUUUACGCUAACAGAGUCUGUACUUGAACAGAGAAAAGUUACACAGAUGCAUCCAAGCGUAAUUGAUGGUAUGUUUCAGACAUGCGGUAUUCUAAGCAAAACAGAUUAUAACCAACUGACUCUUCCUAAAAGUCUGGCAUCAAUAGUAAUGAACAAGUUCCCAGAGAAAUGUAUGUAUGGAUAUUCCUACUUGGAAAGAUCAACUGCCACUGAAAACCACUUCAACAUUUUGCUUUUGUCACAGAGCGGUAAUGUGCUUGCUGAAAUGCGUAACUUCUUCGCAAAAUUAAUGACAGAUGAAUCAGAAAUGUCUAGCAAUAUCAUGUACAAAUCAGUUUGGCGUGACUUGCCUUCUCCUAUUGAAGUUCCUGAGGAUAGUUCAGGAAAUGAUAUGCAUUUGAAAAUUAUUGGCCACAAAAGAUUCAUUUCUUGGUUCGAGAAAUUGAACGACCACAGCAAUGAGUUGAUCCAUAUAGAAAACAGAGAUUUGAGCAAAGAGCCGUUCAGUAACAUUUUAAGGUUUCAUUCGAUUGUUUAUGCGCCUUCCGUUCAUAUUCAAGAUUGUCAACAUGGCGGUUCUCUCGUUUAUCAAUGUGUGAAGGAGUCAUUCAAAAAUCUUGCACAUAUUAUUAGGCAUCUCAGUCAAUUAGACAAAGAAUUACCUGUCUUUAUCGUUACUGAAAAGGCUAUGAUUCACCAACAUGAUAAUGAAGGUGAUUUAAAUGUAUGUGGAUCAGAGUUGUGGGGUAUGGCCCGGUCUGCAAUCAGUGAAGGAGCUUAUAGUAAUCUCAUACUCGUUGACAUGGCAUUUUCAAAAGCGAACAUAAUCGCCCUCAAAAAAUUAUUGAAAAGAAAACCACACGGCUACAAUGAAUUCAUGAUCAAAGACGGAAAAUAUCAUUACUUGGAGAUAAUAGAAACAAAUGCCGAUGAUAUUCCGUUUCGAAGACAGAUGAACAACGAUAUGGCUAAAGAUACCAUUCUGAAAUCAUCAUCAGCAACCAUUCUUUCAGAUCCUUUUUAUGAUGCAACAACGCCAGAAUUUACAACAAAUUGCAAAGCUCAUCAAUACGAAAUCCAGCUUAAAAGAUUUUGCCUCCACAAUUCUUCGGUUUACCCAGUUUCGUACCCUGACGCAAGUAAUGAAGAUAUGUACAGGACAGGGACAAACACUGGAUAUACUUUCAUAUGCAUUGAAGGCACAGGGCGCAUACAUGAUAAAACCGAAGAGAACAGCAGCCUUGCAGAUGUUGCUUUUUGCUGUCCUGUUUACGUCUCGCCUGUCGUUUCAGUUCCAAAGGAGUGCGUUUACGAUUUGACAUCUCUGCCAGUAUAUAUCCCAGGUAUGCUGACCGUUGGUGUUCUACUCUGGAAUGUAGUUGAAGCUUGCACAGAGUUAUCAUCAGAAAAUAUAUUUGUCAUAGUUGACGAUGACUAUGAAGUUCGGAUCAAACUCAUUCGAACCAUAUUAUCAGAUCAGCAUUUAUCUCCGAAGAUUGUGUCUAAACGCCAGCUGUUAAAUAUGCAACCCAGUGGUGACAAAGAUACCGUAAUUAUCUUAGCACACCUGAACAUGCGUCAAUUUAGUGAGGUUGAGAAGAUAUUCCCAGCUUUGAAACAUAUGAUAAGUGUUGACGGGUAUAUAUCUAAACGUCAAAAAAUCUACAUGAACAUGAACAAGGAAAUGGUUUCGCUCCGUAUUUUGAGCGUAGAAGAUAUGUUUACCUAUUCAGAGUUAACUGCCAAAAUACCGAAGAUCUACAAAUGUUUUGUGGCAUUCUCAUGCGAAAAAGAGUCACUGUUAGAAGGGAAAAGAGUUUCGAAGAAAAACAUAUUAGAUCUUCCGUAUGUGGUUUUUCCUCUUUAUGAUGAAAAUGGAAAGCCAAACAUCCCUCUAAAGGUAACAAAGGAGAACGUCCUAAGGCAGAAUGGAUGCUACAUAAUUGUCGGUGGUCUUUCUGGAUUAGGUUGGGAGCUUCUCCAACUUUUGGUAAGAUUAGGUGCAACAUACAUUGCCACGCUAUCUAGACGCUCACUAACGGAUCAAAUCACCAAGGAUAUAAAACAAAUUGAAGCAAAGUACGAAUGCGUUAUCAUAAAUCUUCAAGGUGAUAUUACUAAGCAAGACCAGGUAACCGCAGCGUUUGAGAAACUAAAAAGUCAGUUAGACAGUCAUGUAGAUAUAAGGGGGAUAUUUCACGGAGCUGGAGUUAUACGCGAUAACUUCUUAAGAGAUAUGCAAGAAAAAGAUCUAGAUGAAGUAAUGUUACCAAAAGUUUUAGGUACAUGGAAUCUUCACCAAGCGAGUUUAAGUCUGCCACUUGACUUCUUUAUCAUGCACUCAUCUAUUGCGUCCGUUUUCGGAAAUCAAAAGCAAUGCAAUUAUGCCGCAGGAAAUUCCUUUCAAGAUUCAUUUGCUCAUUUUCGCCGGAGUCUUGGAUUAUGUGGACAGAGUAUUAACUGGGGUCCUUUACCACUGGGAAUGACAAAAAAGGACUUACGAUUGGAAACUCAUUUGAAAACUCAAGGCUUUCAGUUUUUGACGAAAGAGAACAUUUGUGAUUGUUUCAUAGCUGCUUUAAUGACGAAUGAAAUACAGCUUAUGUUUGGAAAGUUUGAUUGGGUAAAAUUACAAGAAAACGCAAUGUUUAAGUUGAAUUCAAACAAGUUUGCUGAUAUACUGAAAAUGAAUCCUACUUCUGAAACUGACAAUGAAGAAUCUGACGCGACAAAAUUCAGAUGUGAUUUCUUCAAACAAGACCCAACAGAACAAAGUCAAAUGGUUCAUGAAUUGGUUUGGCGCAAAAUUGCGAAAUCAUUUGCCUUUGACGAAAGCACCCUGACGGGAAAAACAACAAUGGUGAAGCUUGGUAUUGACUCUUUGUCAGCCAUGAAUUUCACAAAUGACAUUUAUCAAAUAACAAAGACGAAAAUUCCUCUUUUGACAUUGUACAAUGGUUCAACAACGCUGGAGGAUAUAACGUCAUUAAUUGUUAAAAAAAUGCUGGAAGAGCCAGAAGUUGUCGAAGCUGAAACGGAGCAGCCUGAUGAAAAUGUAUGCAAUUAUUUAGAAGGAGAAGUUACAUUUAUGCAAAAAACAUUACUUGAUGACGUCGCAAAAUACCAGUUUAGUAGAAACAUCAUGCGACAAGUCGAGUUUGAAAUAUCGGGCUUAGAGUUGAACAAAAAUGACCUAGAAAUUAUCUUUAUUCAUCUGAUUUACAUAAAUCCAGAACUGCGACGUACGUUUGCAGGAAAGGAGAGAAAAUAUCACCCGAUUGUUCGCGAAAGCCAACAGAUCAGUUUCAAUAUAGAAGAGGUUGAAUUCAACAGUAUUUGUGUAAAGAAUUCAAUAGACCAAAGAGAAGAAGUUAGAAUGGACAUCAGGAAAGAAAUUCCUAUAAGGGUAAAGGUAGCAUUUAGACAAAGAAGAACUAGGGUUCGCAUGUUUAUUCAUGCUGUUGUAGGAGAUUUGGCAGGCAUAACUAACCUCGUCCGUGACAUAGGAGCUAUCCUUAAAUGUCACUUGAAACAACAGUCUUUGCCGCCCGUGAAAACUAACCUAAAUCUCUCAAAGGUCUUGAGGGAUUCCAUUACACCGCAAAGUAAUAAACUGAAAAGGUUUUGGAGUUCUUAUUUGAAUGCAGAUAUUUCUCCAUUCACAUUCUCGACUGAUUUAGACGAAGAAAUUGAAGAAGAAUACUGGAAAGAUAUAUCAGAACGCGUGCCACCAUACCUCUAUGACAAAAUGAUGAAAUUCAUUAAUAGCCAGGGAAUUUCGUUGUACAACUUCCUGUUUUCUGUAUACACGAUUGUUCUUCAUGAGUUCACAGGAAAAUCUAUUAUACCUUUAGUUACAUGGAUAGAUAUGAGGGCUCAUGUGCAGCAGCUGCAACCCGUCAUUCAGAGUUGUUCAAAUGCAGUACCAGUUGUAGGCGACCUUAGGGAAAUGGAUCAGGUAAAAACGUAUCUUAAGAAACGCUCUGAUCAAUUAUAUGACAUAACACAACAGUAUAGUGCAUACCCUUAUGAACUUAUCAAGGAAGAAAUGAAAUCUGAAGAACUCAAGAUGCAUAUUGGCCGUCACAGAUUUAUUAUGGAAAACAUGACGAAUUUGAAUAACGUCUCCAGAUACGAAGAUUUUGAGUUGAAGAUAGGUCGACCGUAUUACAAAAGGCAUUCAUACGAAACGAGUUUACACAUAGAAUAUGAUACUCAUAGCAACUACGUAGAUCUGCAGUUUGGAUAUAAUAAAAAGUUGGUGGCAGAAACGUAUGCUAGCCAAGUUCUCCCGCGAAUGGUACAGCUGAUGGAAGAAAUGGAACAGUCGCCAGACACACAAGUCAUACAAUUACUCAAAUAUAGUAAAAGAUUUCCCGGUGGUUCUGAUUCUGAGACAAGUUCCACAUAAGAAGAGGGAAAUGCCAAAACUUUUAAUCUAGAAAGCAGGAAAAAAGAUACAAAUUUUAAGCAUUAAACGAGACAUAUUUGAAGACAACAUUGAGACGUCAACUGGCAAUAAGCAACAACAUCUGCGCCCCCUCCCACCUCCACCCACCCCAAUAAAAGGUGAUUAAUAUAUAUAGGAAAUAUGAACCCACGUCACUCUAUGGAUUUUGCAAAAAGUAGCGCUACCGUUAAGUUUCUAGAUAUGCUACGUAAAAGAAUACAAUGCUGUUUGAAUUUUUGAUUAUGUUAAAUUACAAUAAAUCCUUUUUGAAAUCCCUGGUCACCUGAAAGGAUGGCUAAGUAGAUGCAUGAAUUCGUGGUUUUGGGAGACUAUAUACUUUGCGUAAAAUAUAAUAGUUCAUUAUCAUUAUGCUUUCGGAUUAAUAGCUAAGAUAAGGGUGAAAAACAAUUAUAUUUGAUAAUUUCACAGUGAAAAGUGCUCAGUGUAAUAAUUUACUAACACUGCCUGUUUUUCUUCAUGUUUUACGGUUGAUUUUGUUCAUGUUAUUUCAAUGACAUCUGUAGUACCUAUUGUAUCAAAGGUAGUGUUCAGUUAAUACAUCAGAGAAGACUUUUCAUCUACUAAACUAAUCCAUUGCGACGUCUGAAAGGCGGUAAGCAAUAGCAGUAAUCGUGUACUAGGAAUGAUAAUUUCAUGUUGUUUCUAAGGAUUGGAUUCUAAUCAAUGCAUUUAUCGUAGUUUUAUAUUCAAUCAGUAGGCAUUCCCUUGAUAUUGUUCAUACUUGUGUUUAACAUUUAGAAUUAAUCCUAGCUGGCAUUGUAUACACUAUUAAUACACAUAUUUACAUUAUCGUACGUACUUAAGUUGUUAUAUGCACAAAUAUGCGCAAUUCCCUAAAGUGAUUUGUCUAAAUGUAAGAAAAAUCAACAUGAUGAAUGUAUGAUACACGUUUCAUUUUUUGCAAGAGCCACGGGGUCCUUUAUGUAUGUUUGUAGGAUAAAUGUUUCUUUGAUGUCUUGGUACUCAGAUUAUUUCUGCAUACACUGUAUUUAUAUCUGCAACGAUUUCAUGAUAUACGUGUACUUUGCCAUUUUGAAGUUUCAUAAAUUCAGUUUGGAUAAUAUAGUUUUAGUAUGUAUAUACUCUGAGUAUGUGUGUAUUAUAUUUUUUAUUUAUGUUUCCAUCAUUGAACUUGUUAAAAUCAUAUAAUUAGUAAUAUUAUCAUUUACUACAUGAAUACUCUAAAUUGCGUGUAGCGUAAGAGUAUUAUUGCAAAUUUUCAUGGAAUCAAAAGAGUUAUAAUAUUGGAGAAACAUUAAAUUAUAUAAUUUCUUGUGCAUUUUACUUUAAAAGCCUCACUUUUAUACAUUAAAAUAAGUUAGUGUGCCGCAAACACUGCAUUUAAAAAUCAGUACUUAUUGUGUGAUGGAAGUCGUUUUUACAAAGAACUGUGAGGCGUCUUUAAUAUAUGGACGCUUAAUGAGAUAAUAACUCAAAUAAAAAGUGGCCAGUUCACUUAAUAUAUUGUCAUGCACGUUUAUUGACGCAUUCGAUUACUUGUAAAUACUUAAGUGCGUUUCUUUCAACCAUUACUUAAUAAAAAUUGUUAAAAUAUUGCAUUGCAUGUUAAGAUGAAUGGAAGAUUCAAUAAAAAUCGUGCAUUCAGAAACCGCUUUCCAAACUUUUAGAUGAAUUUCACGCUAUCCUUUACGUAUUACGUUUUUGAUAUAAUUGUGAACAAAUGAUCAAGGUUAAAUGUUAUCGUAAUGAAGACCAAUCCUUAGCUCAAUACAUUUUAUAAGAAUAGCAUCGGACCUUUACUCUUUACGCCUGAAUAAUAGUUUUAUAGUCUAAUUAUCAUUUUUCAUGUAAUAUAUGAAUAACAUUAAUAUUCGCCUGGUUGAAGCAUGAGCGGUAACGAAGAUUGUGAUUCGUUCUAAUCCUUUCCAUCAACUGUUCUUGUAAAGCAAGUUAGUAAAUAUAAUCAUGUAUAUAUAUUGUUGGGAAUAAAUAUGUUUAAACCAAAAUUGUGUGGAACCGGUAGGAGACAACCAGUGUUGUCGGGCUAUAUAAACGCUCAAGUGUUUAUAUUUAUAACGUUCUUUGUCAUUUUAAUAUCGUAAGUACUGUGUACGACAUUUUACUUUGUAAAAGGCUGUGUUUUUGUUUGCUUUCUGUGAAUGCGUUUCUGUUAUAAUUAUACCAUUAUAAAUACCAUGUAUUAUCAAGAUUAUACACAAUUUAUAUUAAAAUAUUUUGUGAUUGAUAUCCUGAUGCAGGACAAAAUCAAAGUGUUUUGCCUUUAAACACCCCACUUUCCCUACCACAUUCUCGUUAUUGUAUCCUGCAUACAAUUAUAAUGUACUUGUUGUUGGAUUUUGAAGCAACCCGUCUGUUAUAUUCUUCUACUACAGUUUCCACUGUGGGAAAUAACGUGAUCAAAAUAAUCUCUAAACUAAAAUAAAUUUAGGAAUAAUAUGGGAUAAUAUUGAAACAACUUUUGCUGUAAGUCUUAUAAAUAUAGCAUUUCAUAUGGCAACAUAGAUAUGUCCUAAAACUGCAUAGAUUUCAAUCACAAUCUCCCUCUGAUCAUCUAGAAUACUUAAAAAACUGCGACUUCUUAUUUUCCUUAGAUUUUGUAAUUAGAAGAUAUCUAUAAUUAGUGUCAACUACAUAAUAGUUAUGUAUUAGUCAUAUGUUAGUCUAUGUUUCAAUUUCAUAUCUUAUCAAUGUAGGAAAUUUAUUCAUGUUCUUCAACAUAUAACUUUGCUUUAGAGAUUAUUUUGAUCAUGUGAUUCCCCUAGUGUUGGCUAUUUGUGGCGGACCCUACUGUACGAUGUUUUGCUCUGGCUGUAUUUCCCGUUCUCUGUGCUUUGGGGCCAUCAAUAUUUUUUUAAUGAUAUUAAAAAAUGGUAUUAGUGUGAGGUUCUGUCAUUGUGGAAUUAAUUAUAUUUCCGAUGACAUACUGCAACUUCCUGAAUAUGUAUAUUAAUAUGCAAAUGCUUAAGUUAUGAAAUAUCAAUAGCGUAUUUUUGUCACAUGUCAAUACAAAAUGAAUGAAAGUACCACAGUUUGCGUAAAUAAGCAUAUUCAUCUUUUAUUAUCACCAGUGAGAAUUUUUCUUUUGACAUGUUUGAUAUGUUUUGCUAUUAUGUUUGAUGACCUUGUUAUAAGCUAUGUUUUGUGUUCCUUUUAUCAUUGAUAAAUCAUAUAAUGUAAUAACGCCCUUCAAAAAAGUAAAAUCAGUUUUGUGUGUAUAUUCCAAAUGUUUGUAAAGAUUCUUUUUAUGAGUGGUUCUGAUUCGAGCCUUUCAUGCAGUUUGCAAGUAAUGUUUGGCUCGGUUUAAUAACCCCAUAUUUGAAUAUUCAGUAUGUUUUUUCCUUGGUUGUUAUUUAGCAACUACUAAUGUUUAGGAACGUCACAAAUGCCAUUUAUUUCAUAGCCAAUAACAAAAUAGCUUACCCGCCAGCCAUAUAACUUUUAACGAUUUUGUGACCUUACUAAUCCAAUCAAUUAUUUAUUUUUUAACAAAUAUCCAGUUCUGUUAUAAAUGUCCUCCCUCCAUACAAAAUUCAUGUAAAUACUUGUUAGUUUCUAAAAAUAAAGCAAAGUUAAUGCAAAUGUUACAAAAGCGGGUUAGCUGUCUUGAUUUUACACUAGCGUGUGUAUUUCUUAAUUGUUGUUAAGCAUAAUUUAUACAAUUCUGUACAGAGAUUAAAUGGGAGGUUGCACUGCCAUGAACUGAAGAUAUUUUUAUAUCUUAGUAUUGUGAAUGGCACAAAAAAUCCCAGCAUUGUGUAUGAGGCGCCAAAUGCCGUUUCCAGAUUAAUGAUUCUUUUGAAUGAAAGAACUUACAAAUAAGUAUUUAAUUGUAUUUUAGACUAUCAUCUUUCUUCAAAAAAUUAUCUUUUAGUUAAUGUUUUGUACAUGUACUUUAUGUUGCUUUUGAUGUAUAGGUACGAUAUUUUACCUUCGUAAUAAAUAUUUAUUGUAAUUAUGUAACAUAUGAUAUAACGACGUUUAUCAAAAUCAUCAAAGUUUAAUCAUAUAUUUAAAUGCUUUGUAAUAAUUGAAAAACCUAUAAGUCUGGUAUAUGAUGCCAGACUAUAGAAAAAAUAAUACUUUCAAGUUUUCUUUUUAUAUGCAUGAAAGUUUGUUUAAGUACUUACGUAAGUAAUUAUGUUUAGAUGAGAUAAGACUGUUUUGGUGUCAGAUUCAUUAGUUAAAUGAUCGCUUGUGUCCAAAAAGUGUUUGCUACACAUAGUCCAGUGACACUUAGUAAUAAACUGAAUGAUAACAACUUGACUGCGAAUUACGACUAUGAACAGCACUGUAAUCUGCUCAUCCUGAUAUACUCAAACAUGAAAUGACAGUAACUAUGUAUUACAAAUCAUGUUUAAAUCAGUUUAAAAUGGUUCUUCAGAAGAUAUAAACAAGUUUGUUCGAUUUGCGGGAGGCAAAAAAAUGAUUUGACGAAUAAGAAGUAAGUUUGCAAAAGUAAUUAUUUCAGCAAUUAUUUUACAAUAAGAAGUUGUCAUUUAAAAAGAUAUUGUAUUUGUUUCAUACUUGUUUAUAUUCACAUACCUGCUGCUAAUCGCUGUACCAUUUUAUAUCUAGUAACUGUUAGCUUAAAAUUUUCGAACAAAGUAAACCAAUGUGCUUGCCGCAAGUUAAUCUAUACGUCUAGGACCCACAUUUAUGUUUUGCCGUUACAUUUGUAACGGGUACUGUUAAAUAGUUUGAUAAUUCUAAUGAUCAGAACAGAAAUAAGAAAAACAUUCUACAUGUACCACAGUAUCUAUGAAAUCGCAACCUUUUAGUUGACAACAGAUUUAUGCCUCAUUUUAUAUGAUAGAAGCUUUUAACAAGUUCGACGUACCUGUGAUAUUUCACUCAUACGGCUGUUUUUGAAAGAAUCGAAAAAUAAAAAUAUGAUGUGAAGUUUGAUAUCCUGAAUGCUACACAUUAAGAACGAUUCUCGUGUAUUUUGUAUAGUAUAAACAAAUCUUAUACAUACAGUAAUCAUUCAAUGAAUACCUUACUCUGAUAUUAGUUACUAGUUUAUUUUUUAGAAUACUAAAUUGGAACUAAACUAUACUUAUUUUAAUGAAAUACAGUGUAUGCAUAUAAAUGUUGUGCUAGAGAGUUUACCAACGAGUUAUAUCUUUUAAGAUAUGAGAAGCAUUGCAUACUAGGUUUGUCAGAUAAUAUAAUUGAAUCAUGUGAUAAGCAUUAAAAAAUGUGUCAGUUGUUUUUGUAUAUUGUUUUAGAUUUUUGUUAAACUGAGUUUUACAAUAAUGUUUGUUAAUAUGCUGAAGAAGUUAUACAUUUUAUAUCUGUUUAAUAAUGCAUGAAAAUGAAACUAGUUCAUGCACAAUUUAAUGUGAUAUCAAUGUUAUAUUAAUUAUCAAUUUACAUAGAAAUAUAAAUCUUGUUUUCAUUAACCUGUAGUGCUUUUUAUCUUGAAAAUGCUAUGAAGGCAACGCAAUAAGAACCUGGUUAAAAAUUUA